Molecule: messenger RNA, 1601 nt
Organism: Mastomys coucha (southern multimammate mouse)
Lineage: Eukaryota; Metazoa; Chordata; Mammalia; Rodentia; Muridae
Gene: Dhfr
Product: dihydrofolate reductase
Exons: 6
Coding region: 225-788 (187 amino acids)
Biological process (GO): dihydrofolate metabolic process; folic acid metabolic process; tetrahydrofolate biosynthetic process
Cellular component (GO): mitochondrion
Molecular function (GO): dihydrofolate reductase activity; NADP binding
Source: RefSeq, a predicted model, not a curated record
GACAUGUGCUGGGCGCGGCCUGGCGGGGCGGGGCCUUCUCAGCACAAAUAGGAGGCGCGGCGAGCCUUGCCGGGGGCGGGGCCUUAGCUGUACAAAUAGGAUGCGCGGCGGGCCUUGGUGGGGGCGGGGCCUUAGCUGCGCAAGUGGUGUACAGCUUGUGGCUGCGAUUUCGCGCCAAACUUGACGGCAAGCUUAGCGGGUAGGGUUUUAUUCCCGCUGCCAGCAUGGUUCGACCGCUGAACUGCAUCGUCGCCGUGUCCCAAAAUAUGGGCAUUGGCAAGAACGGAGACCUGCCCUGGCCUCUGCUCAGGAAUGAGUUCAAGUACUUCCAAAGAAUGACCACAACCUCUUCAGUGGAAGGUAAACAGAAUCUGGUGAUUAUGGGUAGGAAAACCUGGUUCUCCAUUCCUGAGAAGAAUCGACCUUUAAAGGACAGAAUUAAUAUAGUUCUCAGUAGAGAACUCAAGGAACCACCACAAGGAGCUCAUUUUCUUGCCAAAAGUCUGGAUGAUGCCUUAAAACUUAUUGAACAGCCAGAGUUAGCAAAUAAAGUAGACAUGGUUUGGAUAGUCGGAGGCAGUUCUGUUUACCAGGAAGCCAUGAAUCAACCAGGCCACCUCAGACUCUUUGUGACAAGGAUCAUGCAGGAAUUUGAAAGUGACACAUUCUUCCCAGAAAUUGAUUUGGAGAAAUAUAAACUUCUCCCAGAAUACCCAGGCGUCCUCUCUGAGGUCCAGGAGGAAAAAGGCAUCAAGUAUAAGUUUGAAGUCUAUGAGAAGAAAGACUAACGGAAAGAUGCUUUCAAAUUCUACUGCUUCCCUCCUAAAAUUAUGCAUUUUUAUAAGACCAUGGGACUUCUGCUGGCUUUAGAUCUAUGAGUAAUUAUUUCUUUAGGGAGGGGUAUUGGGAAGAAAUGUUUGUUUUUUUGAUUCUGGAAAUGGAACCUAUAAUUCUAAACAAUAUGUUAUCUUUUCCCAUUAAUCUAACUAGGUUAUAUUAAAGUACCUUAAGAAAUAUCACUUGCUAUAAAGGUCUCAAUGCUCCUCCCAUGAAGGCCUCAAGUGGCUCCCCAGCAUAUGCAUAGGGUAUUGUGUGUACAAGAGACCCUAAAGACAUAAAGCCCCUGGAGCAUGAGCUGAUACGGGGCCCAUAGAAAUAGGAACUAGACAGAUAAGUCCAAAGGACAGAAAUAGGUUUUAAACAGCAGAGCUGGAACUAAGACUUUAAAGAAAAUUUGAUCAAAGUAGAAACUGGAUUAUUGUAUGCACAUCACACUUGCAGCAGAGCUCUGCUCACUCAGACAGAAAAUCAGUAAAUGGAGAACUCCAUUGUGUUCCAUAGAGACGAGAGCAGGUGGAAGAUUAUGUAAGGUCUAAAACACUGAAAUUGUCUGCUUCUCAUCUUCAGUGAGAUUCCAGGGGAUAGUACAGUGACAGAACAAGAAUAGGCACUUUCUACAAAAAAAAAAAAAGUAAUAGCAAGCAUAAUAGCUACUGUUAAGAACUCAGAGAUAAUGAAUUGAGAAUGGAUACUGCUUGAAAUGAAAAUUAAGAAGUUAGAAACUAAACUUUAUAAAAAUAAAAAAUGAGCAUUAAAAUGAC